AUUUACCUUCAAUUUCCUCUCUGAAUCGAACUGUAAAGCAGUUGACACUAGUCUCAUUGCUUGUUGCAUACAUUCCGCUGUAUUAAUAUUCAUAACUAUACCUAUAUUGUUCAGCUUUGGUGAAAAAGAGGCAAAUAGUUUCUGUUUUAGAUUUUUCGAAAAAAAUCAACAGUCGAUAGGUGUCGCGCCAACAACCACCUGUCAACCGUAAGAGGGCAGCACUUAGUUUGCUCGUUGUCAAGCAUGGAGGAGGAAAUGGGAAGAAAAUCACUUGAGUUUUUAUUGAUUUUACACUGCUUUAACAAGCUUAUCACAAACGGUUAACAAGUCAGUGUAUGUUACCCGUCUAACUGGGAGCACCACCAAGAUGAAUGAUCUGGACGAAAAUGGAUGGGCCCAUGUGCAUCACGCAAGCCACAGGGGGUUCAUCAAAUCAAUCGAAAGGUUUGUCAAAGCUAGUGAGGAUCAGCUGGAAUUGGAAACUGGAGAUGACCUUCACAUGACCCCAUUCAUGUUGAGUGUCGCCAGUGGAAAUCUAGAAACUGUCAAAUGCCUUCUUAACCUAGGUGCAAAGAUUAAUGUCAUAAAUAGCCAGAAUCAUGGUGUCAUAGAAAUAUGUGCCUUAAAACAAUACAUUGAACUUCUUAAUUUCUUCAUCGAACUUGAUGACCCAAAGUUACCUGUUUGGAAAAAUCUCAUACGAUUUUUAGCGAGUGAUUCAGAUGAAGAAGGUGAAUCGGCUGGAAAGUGUCUGAGAAUUUUAACUAAAUUGGGUGCUGAUGAUGAAAUCAGUCCAAACUGGGAGAAAGUUUACAGCAAUGGAAUUGUACCUACUAUUAUCAAGGUCAUCAAAGGUACAAUAGGAGACGAAACCAUAUUAGAAGCCUUCCAUUGUUUACUGAAUAUAAUCUCCAAAGAGGAGGUUAAAGAACAGGUUGGCUCGUCUGGAGGGAUGGCUCAUAUUGUAAAACUCCUGAAGUCUUCAAAUAACUUUGUAAUCCAACUAGCUGCUGAAACUAUCAAGGAAAUGUGUAAGGUGAAAGAGUAUGCCAUUCAGGCUUCCCAAGCUGGAGCCAUAGGUGCCUUAGUUAAAGUCAUUCAGAGUAUAACAGAUCCUGAUGUGUUAGUCGAGGCUGUUGAAGCAUUGGGCUUCAUCGCGGAAGAGAACGAAAACCACCAGGGCUCGAUAGGCAGCACACCUGGCUGUGUGACAUCACUGAUUAAUCUGUAUGAAGACUGUAAUAAUAAAGAACUGUUGAUGGGAUUGACAAAAGCCAUUGAUAAAAUUAUAAAAAACAAUGAGAACAACCAGACUGCUUUUGUAGAUGAAGGUGUCGGGCCACAUGUUAUUAUGCUACUUAAAGUGAAGCACAAAGAUCUUCAACUUUGUGCUGUUGAUACUCUCGAAUCAAUGGCCCAUAAUAAUAAUCAUGCUCAGAAAGCAAUCCUUCAAGAAGGAGCAGUAGAACCUUUAAUGACUCUUCUGAAAAAGUCCCGUGCUCCGGGUAUGCAAGAAAAGACUGCAAAUGCAUUAUGGGCAUUAGCGGGGAGUAAUAUCGAGGAACGGACGGUAAUGGCAGGAAUGAUGGGAGUUCAGUUACUCAUUGAAUUCCUAAGCUCGCUUUCUGAGAAUCUUCACUAUAUCGGCUCCGAGGGACUAGGUGUAUUGGCCCAAGGUCCAAAAAACAAACAAACUGCAAUAGCGCACGCUAAUGGUGUCCACCCUCUCGUGAGAUUACUCCGCUCGAAUAAAGAAUACAUUGUGUUAAGUGUGAUUCGGACACUACGUCACCUGUGUGUCAGUAUAGGCUAUGUCCCCCAUCCAAAGAACCAACAAACUUUGAGUCAAAGUCGCGGAAUCAAAUUCCUCGUGGCCUUGAUGGUACACUCUCAGAACGAGUUGAUACAAGUGGAGUCAGCAUUAACACUUGGCUGUGCUGCUCUUGGAAACAGUGAGAUUCUCGAGGAAAUCCAAGAAAAUGUUGACUUUAGUUAUGUUCGUAUCCUGAAGAUGAUGUACUCUAAAGAUGAUAUGGUGCGCCUAUUUGCUGGCCUCUCAUUGGCUACAUUUGCCUACAACAAUCAAUCACAACAGAAGGAAAUAGCGGCCCAAGGUGGCGUUAGGUUCAACUGUUUCUUAAGUUUCCUACAAAUGGAGGAUGAAUUUUUCCGAUGUCAUGCAGCAUUUCAGGUGGUGGUAUUGGCCAGGAUAAUACCUGAUGAGGAACAGGCAAUGUCAUCAGCUGCUGGAAUAAAGCUACUGGUUGAUCUACUGAAUGUCUCUAAGAGUGAGCUGAUAUUAGCUCUGUGUGCAGACUGUAUAGCGAGGCUGUCUCAUACACGUGCAGGUGUUCCAGCAGCAUUUGUUUCCAUAGAUACGUGUAAUUUAUUGUGUAACCUAAUGAUGUCAGACUCUGAGCAAGUGCGUGGUUGUGCCGCAAUUGCACUGGGAUAUCUCUCAUAUAAUCAUGUUUGUGAGAGACAGCUAUUAAACAGAUGUCGUCAAGACCCAUAUCUCUAUAAGGUUAUAGGAUACUACACAGGAAAGGGAAAAGUGUCGCCAUCUUUCUUAGAGAACUGGAAACAUUAUCGCAAAAUUGGACUUCCACCAAUUGAAGAGGGCAAGCCUAGUCUGGUGACGAAUAAGAAUGUUCACUACAUGACGAACCCUGGAGGUCGACCAAUCACAAUCCUCAGUUUUGGAGAAACCGGAGCGAGUACAAAUCUCCAUAGCUCACCAUUCAUGAGUGGUUCCGUCCAGGAAGACGAUUCUGGGACAUCUGGAGGACACACAUCAAGAUCUUCCAAAAGCACCAAUCCCAGCACGCUUCACUCUAGUCCACGUCGUUCAGAAUCAUCAAGUACGAGAAAAUCAUCACGGCACUCAAUGGGUGGAAGUGAGGUCCUAACUUGAUAUACUGUAAUAUGAUGUUUAUAUUUGCGAAUUGACACGUUUCCUCAUGGUAACAUGUCACAUUGAAAUAGAAUGAAGUCAAAAUGCUAUACGAAGUAGGAACUUCACUUUGAAGCUAUGACUUCGCAAUGAAACUCAUCAAGAGUGAAAAAAUGCCAAUACAGGAAUUGAUGAAAGAAAAUAUGCAACAUAC
Owenia fusiformis is the source of this 3107-nucleotide messenger RNA. Lineage: Eukaryota; Metazoa; Annelida; Polychaeta; Sabellida; Oweniidae. The record is from the annotation of a GenBank genome assembly.